CCCUCUUCAACUUUCCCUAUUAACACCAUUCACUAUCUCACAUUCUCCUCCAACUUCAUUCCAGACUUUGAAUGCUUUAGAAUGCAUCAAAGCAGCAUGAACAACAACAAUACUCCAGUGAAAGACUUCUUUGCAUCCCCAGCUCUCUCCCUCUCUCUGGCAGGUGUGUUCAGGAAUAAUGCAGCAGCAGUUGUGGAUGUGGAAGAAGGGGAUGAGGCGAGUAAAGGAGGCUGUCAAAGGGAGCAGGCAGAGAUCAGUGGAGAGAACUCCGGGCCAGCAGGUCGGUCAGACGAAGACAGGGAGUCCAAUGAAUCACAGGAAGAGAAUAGAGAGGUUGGAAACAACAGGAAGAGAAAGAAGUACCAUAGGCACACAGCUGAACAGAUCAGAGAAAUGGAAGCGCUGUUCAAGGAAUCACCCCAUCCAGAUGAGAAGCAGAGGCAGCAAUUGAGCAACCAGCUAGGACUUUCUGCCAGGCAAGUCAAGUUCUGGUUCCAAAAUCGACGAACCCAAAUCAAGGCAGUGCAGGAGCGGCAUGAGAACUCGCUACGUAAGUCUGAGAUAGAGAAACUGCAGGAGGAAAACCGGACCAUGAGGGAGAAAAUCAAAAAAGGAUGCUGUCCUAACUGUGGUUAUACAACCUUGAGCAAUGGUACCACCAUAACCACAGAGGAGCAACAACAUCAUAUAGAAAAUACCAGGCUAAAAGCAGAGAUAAAAAAAUUACGUCGAAUGCUAGGAAGCAUCCCAGAUGGAAACACUUCACCAAGUUCAUCAUGCUCAGCAGGAGCUGAUCAAAACAAGAGCUCAUUAGAUAGCUGCAGUGGGUUCUUGGGUCCUGAGAAAUUUAGAAUUUUAGAGAUUGUCAAUGUUGCCCUGGAAGAGCUGACCAAGAUGGCUACUGCCCAGGAGCCUUUGUGGGUUCGGAGUGUUGAGACUGGAAGGGAGAUACUGAACUAUGAUGAGUAUGUUAAGGAAUUCUCACCUGAUAUGUCAAGGAAUGGAUGUGUCAGAAACAUUGAGGCUUCUAGAGAGACUGGUAUUGUCUUCUUUGACAUGCCAAGGCUUGUACAAGCAUUCAUGGAUGUGAACCAAUGGAAGGAAUUUUUCCCUUGCCUGAUCUCCAAGGCUGUCAUUGUUGAUAUCAUUUCCAAGGGUCUCGGUGAUAGCAAAGAUGGCACCAUACAACUGAUGUUUGCAGAAAUUCAGAUGCUUACUCCUUUGGUGCCGACACGAGAAAUCUACUUUGUGAGAUAUUGCAAAAAACUAUGCCCCACUAGAUGGGCAAUUUUAGAUAUAUCUAUUGACAAACUUGAAGAAAACAUAGAUGCAUCACUCAUGAAGUGCAGGAAGCGGCCCUCAGGUUGCAUAAUAGAGGACCAAGACACUGGUCAUUGCAAGGUGAUUUGGGUAGAACAUAUGGAAUGCCAAAAGACUGUAGUUCCAACACUAUAUCACCCAAUUGUUACCAGUGGUCUGGCUUUUGGGGCUCGACACUGGAUGGCAACAUUACGUCUGCAAUGUGAAAGAUCAGUUUUCUUCAUGGCAACUAAUGUACCUACAAGAGACUGCAAUGGUUGUAGCAAUUCUAUCACCCAUUCUAUGAACAUGAACCUAUUGCUUACCUCACAUAGGAUUUUCUUAGGGAUCUCGACACUGGCCGGAAGAAAGAGCAUCCUGAAGCUUGGACAAAGAAUGACUUCGUGCUUUUGCCAGAACAUUGGUGCAUCAGGACACCACAAAUGGACCAAGGUGUCAACAAAAGGUGGUGAUGAGAUUCGAUUCACGUCAAGGAAGAAUAUCAAUGACCCCGGGGAGCCUCUGGGACUGAUCAUUUGUUCGGUUUUGUCGACAUGGUUGCCUGUUCCUGCAACGUCUCUGUUUAAUUUCUUGAGGGAUGACUCAAGAAGAACUGAAUGGGACAUCAUGCUUACACCAAGCCCUACUCAAACAAUGGUGAAUUUAGUAAAGGGCCAAGAUCGUGGAAACUCUGUUACUAUCUAUAGCCUACAGACAACAACUUCAUCAGAGAGGACCAACAUUUGGGUUCUCCAAGAUUGUAGCACCAACUCUUACGAGUCAAUGGUGGUUUUUGCUCCUGUGGAGAUUGAUGGCACACAAUCUGUGAUGAACGGGUGUGACUCGAGUAGCUUGGCCAUAUUGCCAUCAGGAUUUUCUAUACUUCCAGACGGGCUAGAGACCAGGCCUCUUGUGAUCACAUCUAGGCCACAGGAGAGGACAAUGGAAGGAGGAUCUUUGCUUAUGGUAGCAUUCCAAAUUCUUGCGGAUGCGUCACCUGUGGCAAGGCCAACAACAGAAUCGGUGGAGACCAUAAACACACUUGUUUCGUGCACAUUGCAAAAUAUAAAAAAAGCCUUGCAGUGUGAGGAUGGGUAAUUUGUGUGGGAUAAGCAAAUAUGUGAAGAUUGAUGUAAAUAGGUUUCAACCAUUAGUAGGAGGAACCACAUGUGCAACUCCUUGUUGUUAACAGAGGAAGAGCAUAGGAAUUGGUAUGAAUUAACAACACGAAUAACUAAUCUGCACUGCAAGAAUUUAGAUCAGAUGAUCCAGCUUCAAAAUUGGCUCUGGUGCAGAAGGUAUAAAGAAACGCAACAUGUAGCAAUGCUUGCCAAUGUCAGUGAGUCAUCUUUUUAGGUUCUGGAGGUGGAUGGAAGUGUUGCAUGAUAUCGAAUAAUAAAUUCCUUGGUUUUCGGACUCAUAAUUGAUGAGAUGCACUUGACCGCAAGACUUUGAAGCUUCAUUGAUAAUAAGGAUGGUACUAAAGCUGGUUUUCCUCCCUCCUCUCAAUCCUCUGAAU
Musa acuminata AAA Group (dessert banana) is the source of this 2818-nucleotide messenger RNA. RefSeq names its product homeobox-leucine zipper protein GLABRA 2-like. Gene Ontology annotation, biological process: regulation of DNA-templated transcription. The record is from RefSeq and is a predicted model, not a curated record. The coding region runs from base 82 to 2397 and encodes 771 amino acids. NCBI's taxonomy places the organism in Eukaryota, Viridiplantae, Streptophyta, Magnoliopsida, Zingiberales, Musaceae. Gene Ontology annotation, molecular function: DNA-binding transcription factor activity, RNA polymerase II-specific; DNA binding; lipid binding. The transcript has 10 exons.